Molecule: messenger RNA, 639 nt
Organism: Lathyrus sativus (Indian pea)
Lineage: Eukaryota; Viridiplantae; Streptophyta; Magnoliopsida; Fabales; Fabaceae
Source: the annotation of a GenBank genome assembly
AUGAACAUCUUCACCAAGAAACCCACCGCCAGAGAGGCUCUUCGGGAGAGUAAACGGGAAAUGACAAACGCCACUAGAGGUAUAGAAAGGGAAAUUGCAUCAUUACAAUCGGAAGAGAAGAAGUUAGUUGCUGAGAUUAAGAGAACUGCUAAGACUGGAAAUGAGGCAGCGACUAAAACUCUAGCUCGACAGUUGAUAAGGCUCAGGCAACAGAUCGGUAAUCUUCAGGGUAGUCGAGCUCAGAUGAGAGGCAUAGCAACUCACACACAGGCAAUGCAUGCCAAUUCUUCUGUUGCCGUUGGCAUUCAAGGUGCUACCAAGGCAAUGGCAGCUAUGAAUAAGCAAAUGGAACCAGCAAAGCAAGCCAAAGUUAUGCAGGAAUUCCAGAAACAAUCAGCACAGAUGGAUAUGACUACUGAAAUGAUGUCAGAUGUCAUAGAUGAUGCCUUGGAUGAUGAUGAAGCCGAAGAGGAGACUGAAGAGCUUACAAAUCAGGUGCUUGAUGAAAUCGGUGUGGACGUUGCCUCGCAGUUAUCAGCAGCUCCCAAAGGGAGAGUCGCAACAAAGAAUACUGAAAAUGUCGGCAGCUCGGGCAUUGAUGACCUUGAGAAACGUUUGGCAGCUCUAAGAAACCCGUAA